This is a messenger RNA of Jatropha curcas, 1197 nucleotides long. RefSeq lists its product as uncharacterized. NCBI's taxonomy places the organism in Eukaryota, Viridiplantae, Streptophyta, Magnoliopsida, Malpighiales, Euphorbiaceae. The record is from RefSeq and is a predicted model, not a curated record. Gene Ontology annotation, molecular function: zinc ion binding.
AGAAAAUAUUAUUUAUGACAGAAUAGUUAUUAUAAGAGAAAAGGAGAAAAUAGAUAUAUUCUUUUUCAUUUAAAUAUAAACAGUUACAAGUCUCUCUGCACCAUGUGAUAAGUUUUUAUUUUUUAUUUUUAUUUUUUAAGCAAACGAGGUGGGCUAAAACAACGGAGACAUAAAAAGAAAGAGCACACAGAAAACACAACAUGGUCUUGUUCUACAAAUCAAACGUUCAAUCUGUCUUUCUCCUGUAGUACUCUUUCUCCUGAUAACAAAAACCCAAAACCCAAAACCCAAAAAGAGAACAAAAAAUGAGGAAGUGUGAACUCUGCGAUUCUUUAGCAAAAAUGUUCUGUGAAUCAGAUCAAGCAAGCCUCUGCUGGGACUGCGAUGCUAAGGUUCAUGGCGCUAAUUUUCUUGUUGCUAAGCAUUCAAGAACGCUUCUCUGCCAUCUUUGUCAAUCUUUCACUCCUUGGACCGCCGCUGGUCCCAAGCUAAGCCCUAUUGUUUCGCUCUGCGACAACUGCGUUAAAGAUUCGAGUUGCAGGGAAGAGAGAGUCAAUGGAGAUGAUAAGGGUGGCGAUGAUGAUGAUGAUGAUGAUGAGACUGAUGAAGAUGAUGAGAGUGGAGAUGACGAGAAUGAUGAAAAUGGCGAUGGAGGCGACGAUGAAGAAGAAGAAAAUCAAGUGGUUCCAUUGUCUUCUACAGCAAUUUCGAGUUCUAACAGUGAUCAAGAAAACUUUACCAGGAUUUACAAUGGCCAAACGCAAGAUACUUCUCAAUCAGGAAUUGCAUUUUCUUUGAAGCGCGUUAGAGAAACUGCAGAAUCUGAUCUUCAGCGCUGUGUUAGCCUUUUAUCCGAGGAAAAUAAAAAUACAAAUAUGUCAACUUCAAGGCCAUUGAAGGGGUAUAAAACAACUCAGAACGAAUUGCAGAAACCUAAAGUUGUUGAAGACAGCAAGUCGACCACUGCAGUAUUUGACGUCUGCAAACUGAACAAAGAAACUGGAGUUGUGAAUGGUAUUUCUAGUAAUAAUUAUAUACAGAGAGCUAAUUAGUUACUUUCCUCUAAUUGAAAAUUAUUGAUCUGUAAUGGUAGCCAGUCUGUCUUUUUCAACCAUUAAUUAACCCACGAAGAAGAACACACAGUAAUGUAUUAAUAAUUUGAUUUCCUUGGUGCAAUUAAUAGUUCUUUAAUUUCUA